Messenger RNA from Vitis vinifera (wine grape), 2679 nucleotides. RefSeq lists its product as uncharacterized. The coding region runs from base 1 to 2679 and encodes 892 amino acids. Gene Ontology annotation, molecular function: protein dimerization activity; DNA binding. The record is from RefSeq and is a predicted model, not a curated record. The transcript has 6 exons. NCBI's taxonomy places the organism in Eukaryota, Viridiplantae, Streptophyta, Magnoliopsida, Vitales, Vitaceae.
AUGGCUAGUGAAGGUGGUUCUGCCCUGCCAGGGCGAGAUCCGGCUUGGAAGUAUUGUUUACCGAUUGAGGGUAACCGAAAUGGAACAAUUUGUAAUUUCUGUGGGUUGGUGAUGAAAAGUGGAGGCAUCACGCGAUUCAAGUUUCAUUUAAUGCAAAAAGACCCGCAUAACAACACCAAAAAGUGUCCUAGAGUGCCGCCCGAAGUGAAAGAAGAGAUACGAUUCCUAGUGCAUGACAAAACAAAAGCAAAAGCAAAGAAAAAUGCAGAUAUUGAAGAAAUUCGUGCUCAAUUACGUGGCACAAUGGGGACUCAUCAUACACAUUUGGUAGACGAAGAUGAUGAUGAUGAAGAUGUUGAGAAUGAAGAUGUGUAUAUGUAUCCGGCAGAUAUGCACCCAGAUGAGCGGGAUGCAUAUCGAUCUGCAGUUCGUGCCUCGAAAGCAUCAGAAUGGGAACGUGAACAAUAUGAGAAUAUUGUAGGAAGCAAACGCAAAACAGGGGAGUCUUCACAGUCUCCUGGAUUACCGUCGAUGAUGCGAAAAUCACAUAGUAUGCGACAUUCGCAACAAUCACCCCCUCUUGCCCCUUCACUUUACAAGUCUUCUGCAGCAAAACAAAAAAAUAUCAAAGAUAUAUUCAAGGGUGGUGCAAUUAAAGAAACGAUGGGACGCUUAAUUAGCAAAUUCUUCAUUUAUGAGAGCGUCGCACCCGCAAAAGCAAAGUCUCAUCACUUCAAGAAUAUGAUUAUUGGUGCACAACAAGCUGGAAUGGGAAUCGAACCUCCAUCUCCAUUUGACAUAAAGAACAAGUACUUGGAAAUGGAGUACAGAGAAAUGGAAGCUUAUGUGAACCAACAAAGAGAAAAAUGGAAGACAUAUGGGUGCACAAUAAUGUCAGAUGGAUGGACAGGGCCCACGAAAUUAAGUAUUAUUAAUUUCAUGGUUUAUUCUAAAGGGAGCACGGUCUUCCUUAAGUCAGUUGAUGCAUCGAACUAUAUCAAAGACCACAAGUAUAUAUACGACCUAUUGAAGACUGUUAUCAAAGAAGUCGGUAAAGAAAAUGUGGUCCAAAUUGUCACAGAUAAUGGGUCGGCGUUCAUGAAAGCAGGGAAACAAUUGAUGAAGAAGUAUAACUUAUACUGGACUCCGUGUGCGGCGCACUGCAUCGACUUAAUCUUUGAAGACAUUGGUAAAAGACCCAGUGUUAUCGAGGUGAUAAACAAUGCUCGCAAGAUAACUAACUUCAUUUACAAUCAUGGUUGGUUACUAGCACAAAUGAGACUGUAUUGUGGUGGAGACAUUGUUCGACCAGGAGCUAUAAGGUUUGCUACCAAUUAUAUUGCUCUUGACAGUCUUCUUAAAAAAAGGGUCGAUUUGAAAAAAUUGUUUAUGAGUGAUGAUUGGGCACAACACAAGCUGAGUCGAACAAAACAUGGACGAGAGUUGGAGCAAUUAUUGUUUGACCAUGCGUAUUGGGACAGAAUGACAAAUAUAGUUUCAUUAUAUGAGCCAUUAUACGUGGUGCUUCGACUUAUGGAUUCUGAAGUUGUUCCCACAAUGCCAUUUGUGUAUGAGCUUAUGCACGUGAUGAAAACGAACCUUACGCGUCAAGGAGCUGGAGAUUGGAUGUUCAAAAUAAUACAAGAUCGUUGGGAGAAAACACUAAAACAUCCACUUCAUGCAGCAGCAUACUUCUUGAAUCCAAGAUUUCAAUAUAGGCGUGGAGUUGGUAGUGAUCCAGAACUACUUCAAGCGGUCCAUGAUGUUUUUGCAAAAUUAGAUCCAACUACUGAAUCACUUGGUCAAUUUGGAAAUGAGCUUGUGCUUUUUCGAGAUGCAAAAAGAGGAUUCGGUGAUCGAGCGGCAAUUGCAGCAAGGUCAACCAUGGUGCCCGCUGAAUGGUGGUUUAUGUAUGGGAAUCAAACACCUACAUUGAGAAAGUUAGCCAUCAAAGUUCUCUCACAAACUGCGUCAUCUACUGCCUGUGAGAGAAAUUGGAGCACGUUUGCUCUCAUCCACACAAAGCAACGAAAUCGUUUGGCUUACUCUCGAUUGGAGCAAUUAGUUUUUUGUUACUAUAAUAUGAGGCUAAAGUUACGCGAUAUGGAGGCAGAAAAUGAUCGAGUUGCUGAAAAAGAUUAUCUUGAUCUUCUUGACAUUUCAGCCGAGGUGGGUGAAGAAGAAGAUAAUCAGUUGUUCCAAUGGGUGAGGCCUAUACAUUUGGAUGACGAAGUUGGAAAUCCCGAUCCACGAAUUGCUGCUCAUGCUCGAGAAUUUGGAGUUAAUGUUGAACGUGUGUUGUCUGAAGAAGUUCACUCUGAAAGUUUUAGCAAAGAUACUGAUGAUUCCCACCAAGAGAUUGACUCCACAAGUGCUGGCCAUAGUAGUAGACCUAGUGCUGCAGGUACUUCUGCUUCUGGUUACGAUGGUUCAAGAGGUGGAACUGAUGAUGGAGGUGAUAAUGCGGGAGGAGAUAUUAAUGAACGUCAACAUAGUCAAUAUCCAGUCAGCCAAUUCACCUGUGAAAAUACUUUCACACACUGCACACAGGAUGAAGACCAUGGCUCUAGAAGAGCUGAUAGGCUACACUUUGUUUUAGUCCAAACCACUACCAAAUUCAACACAUGCCGAAGCAAAUUCCAAGAUGCUCCUAUGAAGACCUUCAUCACUGCCCACUAA